Molecule: messenger RNA, 1341 nt
Organism: Trifolium pratense (red clover)
Lineage: Eukaryota; Viridiplantae; Streptophyta; Magnoliopsida; Fabales; Fabaceae
Product: pectate lyase-like
Exons: 4
Coding region: 1-1341 (446 amino acids)
Molecular function (GO): pectate lyase activity
Source: RefSeq, a predicted model, not a curated record
AUGGAAGCUAACAAACUUAGAUUGCUCUUUUUUUGUGUAUGUUAUCUUGCUAUUUUCCCUACGUUCGAGGCUAACAUAGCUCACUUCGACCCUUACUGGCAAAGUCGAUCACAUGAAGCUAAAAAGGCGGCACACAAGGCUUACAAGCCAAAUCCUGUGAAUGAAACUGCUAAUUUCAAUAUGCAAGUCCACAAGGCUUUUGAAGUUUCCCAUGGCACAAGGAGGAGUUUAUUAAAUCACAGAAAAAGGGGUCCGUGCGAAGCAACAAAUCCCAUCGAUAGUUGUUGGAGAUGCGAUCCACAUUGGGAAAAGAACCGCAAAAGGCUAGCAGAUUGUGUUAUUGGUUUUGGUCACGGCACAACAGGAGGCAAAGAUGGCAGAUUUUAUGUUGUCACUGAUCCAUCUGACAAUGAUCUUGUCAACCCAAAACCGGGGACUUUGCGACAUGCAGCCAUUCAAACCGAGCCAUUAUGGAUCAUUUUUCAACAUCAUAUGAAUAUUAAACUGAAGUCAGAGCUUAUGCUGACCGAUAAUAAGACCAUAGAUGGACGCGGUGUAAACGUUCAUAUUAGUGGUGGUGCUCAAAUAACAAUGCAAUAUGUGAAAAACAUUAUCAUUCACGGGUUACACGUUCAUGAUACUAAACCAUGCAGUGGUGGCCUCAUCAGAGACUCGUUGAGUCACUUUGGACAACGUUCGAUGAGUGAUGGUGAUGGAAUUUCAAUGUUUGGAGUUUCUCAUGUUUGGCUAGAUCAUAUUUCAUUGUGGAACUGUUCUGAUGGUUUGAUUGAUGCCGUAGCAGGAUCAACAGCUAUUACCAUUUCCAACUGCCAUAUGACACAUCAUAACGACGUAAUUAACAUCACAUCUACUCACUAUUUUGUUAUGUUAUUUGGAGCAAGUGAUUCAUUCCCAGGAGAUCAAAUUUCGCAAAUAACUGUGGCUUUCAACCAUUUUGGGAAAGGAUUGAUACAGAGGAUGCCAAGAUGCAGAUGGGGUUUCUUUCAUAUUGUUAACAAUGACUACACUCAUUGGCUUAUGUAUGCCAUUGGUGGUAGCACACAUCCCACCAUACUCAGCCAGGGUAACCGGUUUAUCGCUCCUCCAAACCCAAAUGCAAAAGAGGUGACAAAGAGAGAUUAUGCACCUGAAAGUGUGUGGAAGAAAUGGAGUUGGAGAUCAGAGAAUGACUUGCUGAUGAAUGGAGCCUUCUUUGUUCAGUCCGGAACUAAGGCUGCAAAUUUUCCUAAGUCAGACAUCAAGGCAAAGCCUGGGAGUUAUGCUGCAGCUCUUACUCGCAAUGCCGGUUUUCUAAAAUGUGAAGUAAACAAGCCAUGUUAA